ACUGUAAUUUCAUCAUGCACUUCAAACAGCAGAACAGACAUGAACAAUCAAGAGAUGAAUGAGGUUUCUUUAAUAUGACACAGUGUUCAGAAAUAUAAAAGGAAUCAUGUUUCUCUGCGUGAUGCUACUGAUUUUAACUGACUUUAUAGAGACCACAUCAGAGCAUUUUAAGGUAGUUGGCCCUGCCUCUCCUCUUGUUGUUGAAGCUGGUGAAAAUCUUGUUCUGCCUUGUUCUCUCCAACCCAACAUCAGUGCUGAGGAUAUGAUGGUGGAGUGGGUCAGAACAGGUCUGACUGAAUCUAACACACUAGUGCAUCUGUAUAAAGACUAUAAAGACACAAAUGACAAGCAGAUUAAGUCUUAUAGAGGAAGAACAGCUCUAUUUAAGGAAGAGCUAUGGAAAGGAAACACCUCGCUGAAGCUCUCAGCAGUCCAGCCUUCUGAUGAGGGAGUUUAUCAGUGUGCAAUUAAAUCAGAGUCCUGGUAUGAUGACAUCACCAUUCAUGUUGAAGUCAAAGUACAUUUGAAAAUAGUUGGUGCAGCUGCGCCUCUUGUUGUUGAAGCUGGUGAAGAUCUGGUUCUGCCCUGUUCUCUCCAACCAAACAUCAGCGCUGAGGAUAUGAUAGUGGAGUGGAUCAGACUGCAUCUGACAGACACUGUAGUGCAUUUGUAUAAAGAUUUUGAAGACAGAAAUGAGAAGCAGAUGGAGUCUUACAGAGGGAGAACAGCUCUAUUUAAGGAAGAACUGCAGAAAGGAAACACUUCACUGAAACUCUCUGCAGUUCAACCUUCUGAUGAAGGAGCUUACCAGUGUUACAUUCAGUAUGGGUCCUGGUAUGAUGACAUAACUAUAAAUGUUGAAGUUAAAGGAAAAGGUUUUCAUGCUUGGAAGAUUGCCACCAUCUGCAUUUCAGUUUUUAUUAUUAUAUUAAGUGCCUUUAUAGUUUACAUCUUGAAAGACAAGUAUUCAAAAAAGAAGCUUUCUCCUGCACAAUGCUCAGUCAUGGCCUACAUGCGUCUCCAGUCAGAGAAUGUGCGGGAAGAGUUUGACCUGAAGAAAUACAACACAUCAGAAGAGGGUUAUAAAAGACUCAUCCCAGCUAUCACAAACUGCAGAAAGGCUCAACUUGCUACGUGUAAACUUAGUGAACAGUCCUGUAAGACUCUGCAGUCAGUUUUACAAACAGAAACCUCCUACCUGAAAGAACUGGACCUCAGUAACAACAAAGUGCAUGAUGCAGGGGUUGAGCUGCUCUCUGCUGGACUGAAGAGUUCACAUUGUAAACUGGAGAUACUAAGGCUUUCUAUGUGUAAACUCAGUGAACAGUCCUGUGUUGCUCUGCAGUCAGUUUUACAAUCAGAAAACUCCUCCUUGAAAGAACUGGACCUCAGUAACAAUGACCUGCUGGAUUCAGGAUUGGAGCUGCUCUCUGCUGGACUGAGGAGUUCAUACUGUAAACUGGAGAUACUCAGACUUGCUAUGUGUAAAUUCAGUAAACAGUCCUGUGACACUCUGCAGUCAGUUUUACAAUCAGAAACCUCCUGCCUGAAGGAACUGGACCUCAGCAACAAUGAUCUUCAGGAUUCAGGAGUAGAACUGCUCUCUGCUGGACUCAAGAGUUCACACUGUAAACUGGAGUUUCUCAGGCUAUCUUUGUGUAGUCUUGGGAUUAUAUCUUGUGAAAAUCUGCAAUCAGUUUUAAAACAGAAAAUCUCCCUGAAAGAGCUGGACCUUAGUAACAACGACCUUCAGGAUGCAGGAGUGACUCUGCUCUCUACUGGACUUAAGAGUUCACAGUGUAAACUGCAAAUACUCAGAUUAGCUUUGUGUAAUCUUGGAAAAAAGGCUUGUGAAAAUCUGGGACAAGAUCUAAAACUAGAAAACACCUCCCUGAAAGAGCUGGACCUCAGUAACAAUGAUCUGCAGGAUGCAGGAGUGGAGCUGCUCUCUGCUGGACUGGAGAGUUCACAUUGUAAACUGGAGACACUCAGAUUAUCUGGUUGUAUGAUUACAGAUAAAGGCUGUUCUUCUCUGGCUUCAGCUCUGAGUUCAAACACCUCACACCUAAAAGAACUGGAUCUGACCUACAACCACCCAGGAGAAUCAGGAGUGAAGUUGCUCUCUGCUAGAUUGGAGGAUUCACUCAACAAACUGAGAGUGGAACAUGGAGGCGAAGUCAGAAUCAAACCAGGACUGAAGAAAUAUUCCUCUGAGUUUACACUGGACCCAGAAACAGCACACAAACGACUCUCUCUGUCUGACGGGAACAGAAAGGUGACAAAUAUGGGAUAUAUACAGUCGUAUCCUGAUCAUCCAGAGAGAUUUGAUUGCUGGGAUCAGGUGUUGUGUAGAGAGAGUGUGACUGAAUGCUGUUACUGGGAGGCUGAGUGGAGCGGUGAUGGAACUGAAAUAGCUCUGACUUAUAAAACAAUCAGCAGGAAGGGCGACAGUGCUGACUGUGUGUUUGGACUGAAUGAAAAGUCCUGGAGUCUGGAGUGUUAUAGUAACAGAUACUCUGUCUGGCACAACGGUAACAGCACUGAUAUCCCUGCUCCUCCCUCCAGCUCUAAGAGAGUAGGAGUGUAUGUGGACUGUCUAGCUGGAACUCUGUCCUUCUACAGUGUCUCCACUGAUACCCUCACACUGAACCACCUAUACACAUUCAACACCACAUUUACUGAACCGCUCUGUGCAGGAUUUGGGCUUUAUGAUGAUGACUCGUUUGUCUGUGUACAGUGCCUUUCACAAAUGAUGGCACAGAUGGUAAACAAAAAGAGCUGCCAAAAAUUACUUAUUUCUUAUAAUAAUAAAAAUUAGAAUACUUAUAACAAUAAUACAUGAAACUUCUGUAGCGCUUUUCAAGAACCCAGAGACAAUUACAACUGUAAAUAAAGCAGAACACCAUAAGAAAGAUAGGCAAAACAUAGAUGUAGUCAAUGGUGGAGAAGACAGGAUAAAGUUGUAAUGAGAAGGUAAUAUUAGCUUGUUGGUAAGUCGUAAGCUGAAAACAUGCAUUUUGAAUUUAAUCAAUUUAAAUAUUGAAAAAGAAUUACACAUGGAGUAAGAGUUUCAGACAUGAAGAGUAAAUCUUGAAAAUGCUCAAUUACCAAAACUGUGAAGGUUGAACAAGGGGAUGGUUAUCAAAUCAGCUCAAGAUAAGUGUGGGUUCAUAAGAAAGGAGAGCUCAGACAAGUAGAAAGGAGCAAGGUUGUUUAGCAUUUGGUAAUUGAGCAGAAUAAUUUUGAAAUAAAUCUGGUGCUUUAUAAGCAGGUAGUAAAGAUAAUGGAAAACACGUGUAAUGUGGAUGUGAGAGGAAGUAUGAGUGAAAAGAGUAGCAACAGAUUUCUGGACCAUUUAAAGCUUGUUAAGGGAGGAAGAGCCAAUGCCUGCAAGGAGAGAAUUACAAUAGUCCAAAUUGCUAAAAAUGAAAGCACAUACAAAAGAAAUAGCAGCAGAAUGAAAGAAAAUUGGUCAAAUUGUGUUUAUACUGUAAAAUGUUUCAAUAAUAGAGGUUAUGUGGGCAUUGAAUGAGAGAGUCUAACCUGGGGGAAAGGGACUAUAUCAUUAACUAACAGAGUUACAGAUCAAGUUUUAUUGAGAGUUGAUUUAGGACCAAAGAGAAGGAGUUCAGUAUGAUCACUAUUUAAGAUGAGAAAGUUAUAUUUAAUUUCAGGGUUUAAUCUCAGAUCUAACUACAUGAUUAUUUUUGAUGGCUUUAAAAUGAUGUAUGGUCUAUCUGUAUGGGGAGUAUGUAAGUAAGGAAGAGCAGUGGUCCAAGGACUGAACCUGGAGGGACUACUUGCAGGUUGAAGAAAUUGAUGAAUUAAGGUCAGGGAAAGAAAUUUGCUGCUUACUAUCCAUGAGAUUAAAGGUGAACCAGUCCGGUGCAACCCAACCUCACAUGGCCUCGGUAGAAGAAUAGAAUGGCACACGAUGUCAAAGUCUGGGGUCAAAUCUUGUAAAAUAAGAACGCUAAGGGUUGCAUUAUGUGCAGAUGUAAGAAGAUGUUUUAUAACCUUAGCCAAGGCUGACUCAGUGCUGUGGUACUGAUAAAAAAGAGACUGGAAAGGUUCAGUGAGAUUAUUGCUUUCUAAGUAAGUCUGCAAUUCAUAACAAUUCGAGAACUGUAAAAAAAAAAGAAAGUUUGAAAUUGGGCAGCAUUUAUAGAAAUUAGUUGGGUCAAGGCUAUACUGUUGAUAUUUCAUUCAAGAUAAGUACAAAAAUAUGUCCUUCAUUUCAAGUACAAUAAUUGAGAGAAAAAACUAAAUAUUUUUCUCAAAACUGUGUGUGCCACAAUUGUUGGCCCUGCUUCAUUGAAUACAUUGUGCAGUCUCUCUUUGCAAAAAUAACAGCUCUGAGUCUUGUUUCAUGAGACUGAAA
Molecule: messenger RNA, 4381 nt
Organism: Colossoma macropomum (tambaqui)
Lineage: Eukaryota; Metazoa; Chordata; Actinopteri; Characiformes; Serrasalmidae
Exons: 14
Coding region: 107-2818 (903 amino acids)
Molecular function (GO): protein binding
Source: RefSeq, a predicted model, not a curated record